AUGCACAAACCGCUGGCGGUGUCACGGGUAGACGAGGCGGAGGAGGCGAACGGGGGGGUCCUGGGGGAAUCGGAGGCACGGGCGGAAGGAGGACGAGCCACGGUUGUGCCCCCUCUCCGCAAGAGAGACAUCCCCACACCGAUCAUCGCCACGGUGCCUGGGUACGAGGCAGAGCAGACGAGCGAUUUUCAGGUCCCCGACGGUUACAUCCGGUUCCCCCGGAGGGCUGGGGGCGAAGACGACGUGGCGACGUGCGAGUACUCGCUGGAGAUGGAGGACGAGGAAUGGCUGGAGAAGCACCCUCGGUACGGUCUGUCGGGGCCCCCCUCCGAGAAGGGCAAGCUGGACGUGGACAAGCUGGAACAGAUGCUGGGCAUCCUAGAGAUGGGGACGGGGCAGGCCGACCCCAUCCCGCUGCCGCAGGCCGUGCACCACGACGCUUGGACGGAGGUGUACCGCUUCUGGAAGGAUAAGAGGUCUCGGAUGGGCAAGCCGCUGCUGAGGAGGUUCUGGCCCGUGACUCCCUCCAACGACACCGACCCUCACAAGGUGUUCCGACCCCGAGAGAAGGAGCGGUACAAGCUCAGAAAGCACCGGAAGAACGAUCUCGACAGCUUCCGAAAGCUGCAGCAGGUCAAGAAGGACUUCGAGAAGCAGCAGUUGGAGCGGAGCCGGGAUGGGGAGCGGACGUCCUCCCGCAAGUCCAAGAAGAGAAAGGAGCGAGAACGGGCAUCGAGGGCGGCCGGGGGGGGGGUGGACGCGGGUGGCGGCGGCAGCAUGGGGGGGGACGACCACUACGGGGACGAGGACGAGGACGGCGACAGCUACUCUGGGGCGGGGGCGGGGGCGGCGGGAGGAGGCGUCGCCUCCGUCGGGGAGGACGGGGGGGGGUCGUUCGGGAUCAUCCCCGGGUCCCACGUCACCGUGUUGCCGUCCUUCAUGGACGACCUCAAGACGAGGGAGAGCAUACCGGUCCGGACGGUGGUGGAGCCGGCUCUGGCGGUGUACACGGCGUUAGGGGGGCGCGACGCCAAGGGCAAAGGAAGGGGAGGGGCGAGAGAAAGAGAAAGAACGGGUGGCCCAGGGGGAGGGAAAGGGAAGGCGCGCGUGGGAGUGGAGCCGGUGUACAAAUUCAGACUACGAGGCAGGAUCGGCCGAGGCGGGCGGGUGAUCUGGGACCGCGUCCCGGUGAGGGGGGCGGUACCCGCGAGAGAGGACGGGCUAGCGGACCCGGAAGAGGCGCCUGUGGUGGUGCACAGCAGCUACGUCCAGUUCCCCUUCAAGCCUCCCUCGGCUCACGUCCUGCACCCGCCGAUGGUCAACCUCAACGCCGACGAGCGGCGGUAUCGCGAGAUCUGCGCCAUGGACGAUGAUCAGGAGGAGAUGUUGGAACCUCUCGGCUUGGGGCUGCUAGGGAACUCGUCAGGGGCGCCUUCCGCUUCGGCGGCGGCGGCGGCAGCAGCGGCGGCGGCGGCGGCAGCGGCGGGAGGAGGCGACCCUAGAGCGGCGGCGGCGGCGGCGGCGGCAGCAGCAGCGGCAGCAUCGUCGUCGUCGUCGUCAUCGUCAGCACCCAAGAUUAAGUACGCCAUUGAGGUGUAGGUGGAGGCAGAGAAGAAGGGUCGUCGACGAAGUAGUAGUUUGCCCGCGGGGGGGGGAUGGGGGGGAUGUGCUGUUAGCGACGGAGAUAUGAACGCUCGCAUGGCAUGAAUCACGGCGGCAACCGUUUGGAAAAGAGCGCGGAGGGAUGAAGAAAUCUACUUCCGGGAUGAUGUUGGUGGUAACUUUUUGUCGGCGGUGAGCAUGCUUAAGCAAGGGCUUGUUGCGAGAUCGGCGGUUAGGUGCAGUACUAGCCCGAGAGAGCGAGAGCUUUGGCGUGUGGACUUGCUCUUGUCUUGUGGCGGUCGCUCUCUGAUUGCCCUUGUUUCGCGAGGCACGACCGAUUCGCGUCGGUGGCGACGCACGAUUUGACACCACACUCACCGCUAGUAGUGCUGUCGAGGCCGUUCUUUCUUGCGUUCUUCUGCCAUCUUCUGUUGAUCGCUAACUAGAAUUGCGGCUUUGUCUUGCAUCAUACAAUAUGAAAUGUAGUCUAGUAAGGGCACCGUCGUCUGCUGUGCUGCUGCCAACGAACAGUUCUUUCGCAGGAUAGGUCUAGGUGUUUUGUAGACGGUGCAGCAGGGUUGGUGGUGGUACUGCGUUUAACCCGAUGUGUUAUUGCCGGUUUGACGGGGGGCAUGAGUCGGGUACAAGAGGCGCGCAAGGUCACCGACGGCACGCUGAGGUACUUCUUGAGCAGCAGAAGAGAUGGUAGCGCCCUUGAUCAUUGCCCGAUUAAGGAUUGGAGGCGAGGUCUAGCAGAAGUCAAACACGAAUCAAAAUGUCAAGUAGAGUAUUCCACGCACGGCGGUCGUUCAGCUUCGCGUAAGUUGUCCCUUGUCCCUUGCGCCCCAACUCCCUCUAGGGUCAGGGAGAACUGCGGGGAAGGGUGUGCUGGCAUAGAUUACCCCGGCAUAUCUUACCGGUAAUCCGACUAUAGAUGGCUUUCUAUUAUCCGUUCGGUGGUUGUGCGCUUGGCCAUUCGUGGCGGGAUGGUAACCAUGCCUACCCUCACGAUAGGCGAACAUUUACGACGAUGCAUUGUUGUGUCCAUGCGUUCUUGGAGCAUGUAGUUGACCUGUGACUGCGGAAGGCGCCCGUGUUGGACCGGAACGGAUGUCAAAAGGUACUGAGCG
Molecule: messenger RNA, 2732 nt
Organism: Ectocarpus siliculosus
Lineage: Eukaryota; Phaeophyceae; Ectocarpales; Ectocarpaceae
Source: the annotation of a GenBank genome assembly